This is a messenger RNA of Aureococcus anophagefferens, 396 nucleotides long. RefSeq lists its product as hypothetical. Gene Ontology annotation, molecular function: nucleic acid binding; exonuclease activity. Gene Ontology annotation, cellular component: nucleus. NCBI's taxonomy places the organism in Eukaryota, Pelagophyceae, Pelagomonadales, Pelagomonadaceae. The transcript has a single exon. The annotation marks the transcript as partial. The record is from RefSeq and is a predicted model, not a curated record.
GUCUUCGGCCUCGACUGCGAGAUGGUGAAGACGACGCGGGGCUCCGAGUGCGCGCGGUGCACCGUCGUCGACGGAGCGACGGGCGCCACAGUCCUCGACGAGCUCGUCGCGCCCGGCGCGCCCGUCGUCGACUACUGCACGCAGUGGAGCGGCAUCGACGCCAAGACAUUAAAGCACGUCGCGACGACGCUCGACGACGUCCGCGGCGCUUUACUUCGCGAGGUCCGGCCCACGGACGUGCUCGUCGGCCACGGCCUCGACAACGACCUCCGGUGCCUGCGCCUCGCGCACGGCGCCUGCGCGGACACGGCGCUCCUCUUCGGCCACCCGCGGGGGCCGGGCUACAAGCGGUCCCUGAAGCACCUCUGCAAGGAGUUCCUGGGCCGCGACGUCCAG